UCCAGAGGAAAGGAAAACCCACCUUUUUCAUUGUUAGGGACUCGGUGGAAUGUAAUGGUUAGAACCCGCAGAGCAGGGAGGGGAUACGGGACAGCAGAGGCAAGCGAAAGCAACCGAGAGGGGGACGAGAACCUUUCUAGCGCCGAGGACGAAUAAUCUCGGAUCUAGGGGGGAAAAAAAAAACUGUGGUUGUUUUUUCACCGGUAGAGCCACCACGUCUCUCUCUCCCUCUGUGUUGAUCUAAGGACGGCGACCGAAUGUGUUUCGGGGAAAUAUCACUUUUCCAUAUGGCAAGGUCCCUGGAAGGCGCUCCCUAGGAGGAACGAGCAGGAACUGUUCUGAGCAAGAGGAGGAGUUCGGACCCCUGUUCCUCCAGAUCACCGUUCAGCAAGACCACAGACAGGAUGACAUGAUGGACGACCGUCUUGGCUGAUGCCCCAGAGCAGAAAUGACCAAGGAGGUCAAAACUAGCAGCCGGUAACCUGAGGCAUCACCAGGCUAAUAUGGACAGCAGAGUGUCAUCAACUACGUACUGUAUAUAAAUAAUGACAAUAAAUAAUAUAAUAUAAUCUUUUUUUUUUUUUUUUUAAGAACAAAAAAAUUGGAGACCUGGGACAAAAAAACAGGCAAAUGUGGACUCCAACAGUUUUAACAAGUAAUAACAUUUAAAUACUUAAAUUAAGAGGAAAAUCUUAGCCCGACGAUGACGGACUACAAGGACACCACGAACCGCCAUCUUCGGCACAAGCUGCAGAGUUUGUCGCGGCGCAUCGACGAGCUGGAGGAGGCGUCCAACAAGCUCCAGAAGUCUGAGGACGAGCUCCUGGACCUGCAGGACAAGAUCUUCCAGGCGGAGGGCGCCAACUCCGCCUUGCUGGGGGAGGUGGACGUGCUGAGGCGCAGGGUGCUGAAGAUCGAGGGGAAGGACGAGGAGGUGCGCAAGGCGGAGGACCUCUGCCGCCUGGUGCGGGAGAAGCUGGUGGAGGAGGAGGACCUCACCAGGGAGCUGAAGGCCGACAUCGAGCACCUCCAGAGUCGCAUGGCGGAGCUGGAGAAGCUGGAGGAGGCCUUCGGGAAGAGCAAGUCGGACUGCACCCAGCUGUGCCUCAGCCUCAACGAGGAGAAGAACCUGACGCGGAAGCUCUCCUCGGAGCUGGAGGCCCUCAAGGCGCGCGCCAAGGAGGUGGACGCGUCCGAGGGCCGCCUGGACCGGGCGGAGCAGGCGCUGGCGGCGGAGAUGGAGCGGCUGAAGGCGCUGACGCAGGCCUUCGUGGGCGAGCGCAAGCGGCUGCUGGAGAAGCAGCGGGAGGACGAGCAGGUCAUCCGGGAGCUGCGCGACAAGCUGGAGCGCAACAACCAGCUCACCGCGGCCGACCAGAGCCGCAACACCUCCAACCUGCAGGGGGGCCGGCCGCCGGCCGACACCGGGGACCUGCGCAUCGAGGACGACCUGCCGCCGGGCCUGUCCGCCAAGCUGGCCCUGCGCAAGAAGAGCCUGGACUUCCUGGACGACGUGGUGGGCGGACUGCGCAACAGCAAGUCGGAGAAGGAGAGGAAGAAGGGCGGGAUGCGGGACGGCCGGAAGGAGGAGGAGGACAACAAGGUGAAGGACCUGACGCAGGAGGUGGAGCGGCUCAAGAGCAGGCUCAAGCAGCUGGAGCUGGUGGAGGAGGACCUGAAGAGGACCGAGUGCAAGAACGGGGAGCUGCUCGAGAGGUUCCAGCAGGAGAGGGGCCGCAGCAGGGCGCUGAGCGACCAGAUCGAGCAGCUGAAGAUGCAGCUGGGCAUCGGCGGAGGCAUCGGCGGCGGCGGGGGAGGGAAGAUUUUGGAGAACGGCAAGGCGGAGAACGAGGAGAUAAACGUGCGGGGAGGGUUCAGGCAGGAGAAGCCCAAGUACCGGAGCGGGGCGGCUGAGCCCGCAGGCUCCAAGCACAAGGCCCGGGACCUGUCCCCGACGCUCCAGCGGAAGGAGACCAAGCUGCGGUCUAAAGAGCUGAGCCAAUCGGAGGAGAGCUCGCCCAAGAUGUCGCGCAGGGCCCUCAGCCCCGUGCACAAGAGCCGGAGGGGCCCAAAAAGCGGGAUGGAGGCGAAAGAGAAGAUGGCUUCCGCCGGUGAUGGCAAGAAGCCCUCGGUCCUCAGCCGCUACCCUCCGGCCGCCAACGACCCCAAGCCCUGGAAGGCGCCGGCGGGGUUGAUGACGUCCGCGGCCCUGAAGCCCGCGAAGGUCUCACAGCUGUACGCGGGCAGCGACAGCGAGUCCAACAGCUCCGACGUGCUGGCGGAACACCCAGGCAAGUCCGGCGGGGGGCUCGGGGGCGUUUCUCUGCCAGAAACGAACCAGGAGAUCCAGGAUCCGUUAGCUGCCGAGGGCCACCCCAACAAGGCCAAUGGAUCGUAUAUGGCCUACAAAUCCCAGGUGUCCUCGCACCUGACUCCUGCCGAUCUCGGGUCCGAGGGCCACUCCUCGGCCUCGGAGACGGAGUCUACAGGGUCCCGGCGCUCUGCGGGAGACCCAGAACCCCUGGCGAGCCAAGAGGGCACUGGAAGUGCUAGACCAGCCGCCGCUUCCGCCAAGCACUCCCGAUACUCCCGUCUGCAGGACUCGAACUCCGAGGGCUCCUCCCCUCGAAGCUCCUUUGACGAGGAGCGCACCCUAGUGACCACAGAGGGAGGGUCUAGCUCCGAGGCCACGCCCACUCACACGCCGUCGGGCAUCGAGAUCCGCCGCGUCUGCAGCCCCCGGGAGGCGCUGCGCUCCAAGGCCGUCAUCAAGCCCGCCAUCGUGGAGAUCGACCGGAAGGAAGUGAUGUCGUCGGGCGGUGCGUCGGAGCCCCUGGCCGCCAACGGAAAGCCCAGGAUCUCCACCAAGCCGGCGUCGCUGACCUGCACCUCCACGGGGAAGAUGACCAGCAGCAUCACCAUCUACCCCAACGACCCGGGCUCCUCCCGGACUAGCAGCCGGAGUUCCAGCGUGUCCAGCGAGCCGCCGUCGUCGGCGUCCCGGGAACGGCACACCUCGACGAGUAACAUCAUCAUCACCCCCGGCGACCACCACCGGAGCACCGUCUCCAUACCCUACGAGAUCUCCAUCCCCAAGGCCGAGAUCACCCUGCGGGAGCACGACAACGAGGAGGAGGGCGACGACGACGACGACAGCAACGUCGCCACGGAGACGUCCCGCGUGGAGACCCAGCUGGUGUCCCGCAGCAGCCUGACCCUCAGGUCGCCGUCGGACGCCGCCGCGACCCCGGACCUCAACAACGACACAGAGUCCGGGUUCGAGAGCGGCAGCAGCAGCACGACCACCGUCGCCAGCUGGAGGAGCCAUCGGAACCAGCCCUCGUCCUCGUCCCGGGACUACGGUCUCCCGGACAUGCGGAACGUGACCGUGCGGAGCACCUUGCGGACCCGGGGCGGCGCCGUCUCGGUCGACGAGGCGGCAACGGGCAGGUCGAAGGUCGCGGACGGGUCGGAGGACGAGGCGGAGAACAGCGCCACCACCUGGCGGGCGUACCGGGCCACCACGGUGCUGGACGCGGAAGAGACGCCGGCCGCGGCGACCGUGGCCGUGGCGACGAGGGCGGGCAAGCCCAGCCCGGCCGAGGUGUACAUGCAGCGGAUUAACAGCGCGGCUGGCGCCAGGGAGCCCCCCGAACCCGUGCGCCGGACGAAAAGCGCCAUCUCCCCGUCGGAGGGGUUCCGCAGGAGUGUCCCCCAUGAACCCGUCACCGCCCAGGAGCUCCAGCCCUGGAACCGGCCACAGCCCACGGCACUAGAAGAGACGACUGAAGCACCGAACAGCUCUUGGAGGAAGCAGUCCUCGAUGGACCAGGGGUCCUACGACCGGACAGCCAGCAAGAGGACGGGGGCCAGGCCGGAUAUGUGGGCGGGGCAGGGCGGGGUCAGGGGUCAGACGGGGCGAAACGAGGGUCGCAGUGGGGGGUCACGACCCUGGAGCUCCCCCCACACCGAAAUCUAG
This is a messenger RNA of Conger conger (European conger), 3979 nucleotides long. It is a transcript of the gene luzp1, whose product is annotated as leucine zipper protein 1. Lineage: Eukaryota; Metazoa; Chordata; Actinopteri; Anguilliformes; Congridae. The record is from RefSeq and is a predicted model, not a curated record. Bases 704 to 3979 code for a protein of 1091 amino acids. The transcript has 4 exons.